AUGAAUCGAGCAUCGAGAAGUCGAGGUAACAUACAAAAUCGAAACUUACAAGCACAACAAAAUGGCAACAAUAAUGAUGGUGGAACAAUGGACGAUGAUCGAAGACGAAAACGUUUUCGUCAGCGUAUCAACAAGAAGAAUUUAAAUGCUAAUAUUGCAAGCAAUAGUGGUUGUCGAAUGGCUGGAAAGUUGGAUACAAAUAGCGAAUUGAUACAGCAAGAACAAAAACAGCAGGAAAUAACGACUGUGGAUGGAAAGAUGAUGAAAACACCGAAUGAUUUUAAGGAGGCCUAUUGGUAUUAUGAUCCAAAAACUGAUGGUUUCUAUUAUGAUUCGAAAGGUUCCCGUGGCUGGCGUCGACGAAAUCCCGCUCAUGAAAAAAAACUUCAAGAUAGAGAUGGAUUAUCAUGCUUAUGGGCUGACUCAAAUUUUGUUCCAUGUGGUGGAAGCGAUCUGUAUGGAUAUCAGUAUAACAAUAUCAGUCAUUUUUCCCCUCAUAUUCAAUAUUAUGAUCCGGAAACUGAUGGAUACUAUUUUGAAAUGCCUUCCGUUGAUGGCUGGAAGAAGCGACAGCCACAUUCCAUUAGCAACAAUGUUAUACCAUCACUAACAGGUUACAGUAACAGUCGAAUGAUCGUAAAUCCGAAUGCACUUGCGGUGUCGCAGCCAAGCGUUGCUGAUGGAAUGAAUGUACCACGAACAUCUUAUGGUGCUGCUCUAGCUCGAGGACAAUUACCACCGUGCACUAUUAGAACGAAUAAUGCUAUUACGAGUACUUCUACAAAUAUAAAUAGAACAUUGAAGGAUACAUUCUCAAACGCUGAGUUAUCAUUUUCAACACUCUCAUCGAACGAUGAUUUUGGCGCUGCAUCUUCAAUGAUGUUAUUUGAUAAAACAGAAUGGGAUAAAAAAGGGAACAGCCAAGCAAAUUGCAAUACACAAAAACCUUUCUCGUAUGCAGACAUCGUUGCUUCACCAUGUGAUACAAGUACAACUGCUAAUGAUACCCAUUAUAAACGACCGGAAACAUUGGACUUGCAUAGUUUUACGGAAGAAAAUGAUGUUGGUAAAGCAACGAAUGAACAAGACAUAAAACGAUCUGGAUUGACUAAUUUUAAUGCAGAUAAAUUUAUCGCUGAUCUUCCAUUCAAUAGCACGGAUCGAGUACUGCGAGACUUGGCAGCACUGAAAACACCAUGUUCUUUGCCAGUUUGCAAUAUGGAUUCUCCUCAUACGCCAUCAUCAUCAUCUGUUAUGAAAGGGUUGUAUUCACCAUUGGGAAAACCAAACCAGGAAAUCGGUUCCUACAGUGCUAUUUGCGAUAUGGAGGUAGUGCUAAGUCAGAUUUUAAGCUGUGCUGACGAGAAAGAAUGGGUAACGGAGGAAGCCUCGGCAGGAACAUCAAAAUUGAAUUUUUGGCGUAAUUCUGGUUUGGUUGCUGGAGUUGCCGGUGUUUCUUGUGACAAUGUAUGA
Messenger RNA from Acanthocheilonema viteae, 1473 nucleotides. The record is from the annotation of a GenBank genome assembly. Lineage: Eukaryota; Metazoa; Nematoda; Chromadorea; Rhabditida; Onchocercidae.